Molecule: messenger RNA, 1140 nt
Organism: Rotaria sordida
Lineage: Eukaryota; Metazoa; Rotifera; Eurotatoria; Philodinida; Philodinidae
Source: the annotation of a GenBank genome assembly
AUGUCCUGUGAACAUCCAACAUGUUUAUUAGAAGCGAAUACAAUUUGUGAAUCUCAUUGUCAUUUAUAUGUAUGUCAACAACAUCGAAAUGAACAUGAAAAAAGUCUUUUAAAUGAAUUAGAAAAACAACUAGAUGACUUUUCAAAACCUAUUACGAUUUUACUUAAUCAAUCACAAUGUGAUCUUAAACAAUCUGAAGAAUCUCGUCAACAUGAAUUAAAUCAUAUUAAUUCUUUAUUUGAUUGUCAUAUAUUUUCUAUAGAUCAACAUUUAAAAUUAUCGAAAAAAACAAAUGAAUUAAUAUCAACUAAACGUGAACAAUUAAUUAAAUAUAAAAAUGGUGAUAAUCAAUUAACAAAAGAAGAUUAUCAACAAAUACAAAAUUUAUCAAAUGAAAUUCAAAAAAAUCUUAAUAUACAAUAUCAAUUAAAUCAUGAAAUACGUAAUAAAAAUAGUGAUAUUAAUUCAUGGCCAAUUGAUAAAGAAAAUAAUAUAUCAACAGAAAUUGAAUGUAUUGAAUUAUCAGAUUCCGAAGAUGAAUUAUCACCAUAUUCAACAAACGUUAUAAAUAAAGACCAAUAUGAAACAAUGAAUAAUACAUUAACAUCUAUUAAUCAUAAUGAAAUUCUACCAAAUAAAGUUAAAAAAUCUUCAAAAUCAAAUUUAGCUUUAUUACGUGAUUUGUGUCCAUUAACACAAUAUGGUAUAUUUGGUCUUAAUAGUUCAUAUAAUCUAUUAAAUUUAUGUUCAAAUAAUAAUAAUAGACGACUUAAUUUAUAUGCACAUUUUACAAGAACUCAUCGUAUUAAACCAUCAAUAGCACUUCAAUUACUUAAAGCUAUUCAAAAUAAUUGGGAUCCUAUUGAAACAAAAAUAUUUCCUCAAGAUCAUACACAAGCUUUUACUGAAAAUAUUCAAUGUCCAUUUGAUGAUACGGCAAUAAAAUUUACUAAAGAAAAUUCUAUACCAAAUACACCAUGUUAUUCAUCAAUUGCAUUUCAUAAGUUUAAAAAUCAUUUAUGUAGUGUUCAUUCUAUAACAAAAUUAAAUGCAAAAUUAAUUUAUAAAGCUAUGAAAGAUUAUGGUACUAUAAGUCAUGUACAAUUCGAAGAAGAUUUAUGUCAGAUUAAAAUAUGUUAA